AUGAUAUUGAGUAAAGCUAAUACUAAUCCUAUUGUUGAUACAGGAAAUACUGAAAUUGGUAUUCAUAAGAGUAAUACUAACACUGAUAUUGAUAAACGUAAUACUAUUACUGAUAUUGAUGAAGGUAUCCGUAUGUGUACCAAUAUCGGUAUCUGUAACACUUCAGGUCUCUAUAACUGUAUAGUAGUAUCGGUGCUUUAUAAUAUAGGAGUAACCAUAUCGGAUAAUAAGACAAUAUCGGGUAAUACUUAUAUUGAUGAGGGUAAUACUUAUAUUGAUGAGGGUAAUACUUAUAUUGAUGAGAGUAAUACUUAUAUUGAUGAGGGUAAUACUUAUAUUGAUGAGGGUAAUACUUAUAUUGAUGAGGGUAAUACUUAUAUUGAUGAGGGUAAUACUUAUAUUGAUGAGGGUAAUACUUAUAUUGAUGAGGGUAAUACUUAUAUUGAUGAGGGUAAUACUUAUAUUGAUGAGGGUAAUACUUAUAUUGAUGAGGGUAAUACUUAUAUUGAUGAGGGUAAUACUUAUAUUGAUGAGGGUAAUACUUAUAUUGAUGAGGGUAAUAUUAAUAUUGAUGAGGAUAAUACUGAGACUGAUAUAGAUACGAGUAAAAUUAAUAAUAAUAAAUAUUAG
Molecule: messenger RNA, 630 nt
Organism: Procambarus clarkii (red swamp crayfish)
Lineage: Eukaryota; Metazoa; Arthropoda; Malacostraca; Decapoda; Cambaridae
Source: RefSeq, a predicted model, not a curated record